AUGCCAUACGUUGAAUCACCCGAAUCAUGUCCUCCAGAUGAGGAUGUUCAAUUAGAACCAAUUGCUAUUUGCGGAAUGGCGUGUCGACUGCCAGGUGCUGUUGACGGGCCCUCGGAUCUCUGGCAGAUGCUACUCGAUAAGCGGGUUGGGAACAGCGAAAAGGUUCCUAAGUCCCGUUUCAAUAUCAAUGCCUUCUUACACUCUAACGAAGAUCGACCCGGUAGCAUCAAAAUUCCCGGUGGUUACUAUCUGGAUGGAAAUGCUGAGAAUUUUGAUCCAACAUUCUUCAACAUGACCCCUGUGGAGGCCAUGUGGCUUGAUCCACAACAGCGGAAAAUGCUUGAAGUCUGCUAUGAGGCUCUUGAAUCCGCAGGUGUAACUCUAAGUCAUGUCGCUGGAAGCAACACUGCGGUAUUUUGUGGCUCGUUCACUGCCGAUUACCAACAGAUGACAUUCAAGGAUCAUGACUUUCGACACAAUUACGCAGCUACUGGUGUUGAUCCCGGAAUAAUCAGUGCUCGUAUUGGAAACAUAUUUGAUUUAAGAGGCCCUAGUGGUUUAAUCAAUACCGCUUGCUCCUCAGCCGUCUAUGUUGUACACAAUGCGUGUCAUGCGCUGCGCGCCCGAGACUGCGAUGCAGCGCUGUGCGGCGGCGUUAAUAUCAUCAUAUCUAUCGACCAACACAUGAAUACAGCUAAUCUAGGCAUUAUGUCGCCGACAAACAUGUGCCACACCUUUGAUGCAUCUGCAGAUGGGUAUGGUCGUGCUGAGGGGGCUGGAGCCCUUUACCUAAAGAGACUGGAUGACGCUGUCCGCGAUGGCGAUGUGAUUCGUUCUGUGAUUCGCUCUUCCGCCUGCAAUACUAAUGGAAAGGUUCCUGGAUACGGAAUUACCUUCCCUAGUAUCGAAGCCUACUUUGAGACGCAUGGCACCGGUACUCCCGUAGGCGAUCCCAUUGAAGUUAAAGCUGUUUCGAGAGCUAUGAAUGACACUCGUUCGCCUAAUAAGCCACUACUUCUGGGUGCCAUUAAACCCAACAUCGGUCAUAGUGAAGCUGCUAGUGGUAUCUUUGCCAUAAUCAAGGCUUCUCUCAUGGUGGAGAAGGCCGUCAUUCCAGGUGUUGCUGGUCUCAAGAAUCUCAAUCCAGCUAUUCACGAAAAGGAGUGGAAUGUCGUCAUCAAUCGUGAUGCUCGCGCUUGGCCUGAUGGAUUCGAAUCGCGGAGGGUUAGCAUUUCAUCCUUCGGCUACGGCGGCACUAAUGCGCACGUUAUCUUGGAAAAUGUCGAGGCCUUGGUUCCAAACUACAGUCAUGUCGCAUUGAAGGCUCAAGGACCGAUCACUGAGGUUGUCUCUGAGGUCUCGGAGGACCGACCACUACUGCUGACAAUGUCGGCCCACGACAAGACAACGUUGACAAAAAAUAUUAGAGCGCAUGCGGCGGUUGUGGAUUACUACAAUCUUCACGAUUUUGUCUACACACUUAACAAUAAGCGCAGCGUGUUAAGUACCAAGGGCUUCAUCAUUACUACCGAGCAGGCUGUAGCCAAGGAUUUGAAUGGCGAAAAUUUCAGGUUCACGUCAAGCUCUACACCAGUUGAGAAAGUAGCUUUCCUUUUCACCGGCCAGGGUGCAGCGUGGCCUACUAUGGGAAGAGAGGCAAUCAAGCACUUUCCAUUGUUUCGUAGGGUUAUUAAAAAGCUUGAUAUCGUUCUCGGGGGUCUUCGACAUCCCCCAAACUUCUUAAUUGAACAACAACUGUCCUGCUCCAAGGAGGAGAGUAAAUUGCACGAUCCGAAUGUGGCUCAGGCUACUCUUACUGCCAUACAAAUUGCCGUGGUCGACCUUCUCGCGUCCUGGGGAAUUGUACCUGAAGCAACCAUCGGUCAUUCCGCUGGCGAAAUCGCGGCAUGUUACGCAGCAGGCUUGAUAUCUGCCCCUGCAGCUAUUGUUGCAAGUUAUUACCGUGGUUAUUGUCUUAGGACUUUUGGUCCGUCAGGCGGCUCUAUGUUGGCAGUUGGGAAGGGUGUUGACGAUCUUGACUUAUCUAAACUCGGCCCUAAUCUCAGCGUUGCAUGCGAGAAUUCGCCCAACAGUGUGACACUCAGUGGCCCUGCUGCUGAGAUUGAAGAGGCCCGGGAAAUGUUUGCUGCACAGCAAGUCUUUGCGCGUGAGGUUCGCACUGGCAUGGCUUAUCAUUCGAAUUACAUGCAGAAUUUUGCCGAGCCAAUGGCCAACUACAUUGAUAGCGCCGUAGCUGGUCUAGACAGCCCUGAUCAUCAGUGGCGUCAGGACCCUAAACCAAUGCUAUCCACUGUCACUAAUAAGAUGUUAAAUAGUCUUGAUGUUGAUGGUCGAUACUGGGCUAAGAACUUGACAAAUCCAGUAAAGUUCAACACAGGUGUUUCAUUACUUGCCAGUAGUGGAAGUCUUAAGGAUGUGCAAGGUUUUAUUGAGGUCGGACCUCAUUCUGCUCUCGGCGGGCCAUUCAAGCAGAUAUGCCAAUCGAAUAAGUUGAGGUUCGCCUAUGUUCCAACUAUUGUGCGCCCUGAAGGUAAUGCUGCUAUCAGCUUACUGAAGACUGCCGGUGUCCUUUUUGUAGAAGGCUACCCCGUCAAUUUGCUUGCGGUCAACAAGUCAGAGCUCAAAGGACUAAGCUCCCCUCAAACAGUUGUUGACCUCCCGAGAUAUCAGUGGAAUUACGAGAAGAUAUUCUGGGCAGAGCCUCGAGCUAACUUUGAGUAUCGUCAUCUUACUCAUGCUCGGCACGAUCUUCUUGGUCGGAGGAUUCUCGGCUUGUCAGAUAAUAACAUAGCCUGGCGGAAUGUGUUGCGUCUGAAGGAUGUGCCAUGGCUUGAAGACCACAAGCUUGGUGGAUCAAUCAUCUUUCCAUGUGCUGGACAUCUAGCGUUAGCUAUUGAGGCUGUCCGCCAACGCUGCGACGUAAUCGGUCUUGAGUCUAUAGGCACUACAUUACGAAACGUGGAACUCAAGGAAACGUUGGUGAUCCCACCAACAGACGCAGGCAUUGAAAUACAAGUUCGAUUAACAUCUUCAUCAUCCAAAACAGAGCCCACGUCUUACUCUUUUGCUGUGGAAUCCGUCAACGACAACGGCAUUUGGACUAUUCAUUGUACUGGCACAUGCACAGCCCAAACAGUUGGCUCGGAGCCUCCCAGCGAGAAACACCCCGUCAAUUUUGAUAAUUUGACGCAGCGCCAUUCCGGGAAGACAUGGAAUGAGACAUUUCAACGGGUCGGUUUUGAGUACGGGCGUCAGUUUGGAGCUCUAGAUAGAAUUCGUACUCACGGCAAGUAUGAAAGUCAAGCGGCAGGCAAGAUUCCGAUAACUACGAAGAGUGAAUUGAUGAAAGAUGAAUCUCGAUACUUCCUGCACCCAGCUACCGUGGACUCACUCCUGCAGCUGAUAAUAAUAGCUAUACAUGGAGGAGAUUAUCAGGAAAUGCUAUGGGGAGUCAUUCCCGUUGGCAUCGAUGAGGUAACUGUUAGGCAGGCUGGUGAAUCAGAAGGUACGGUCGGUGAUGCUGUCGCUUGGUUACCUGAAGGUCGUAAAGAUCGCUUGCGGCGCUUUUUAUCUGACGGUAAAAUCUUUGGUAAGACGGGUGAAGUUGUGUUAGACAUCAAAGGUCUACAUACCCUGGCCUACGAAGCAGCUCUGCCUCCGAGGUAUGAAGCAACACUGCCUCCCAUGCCGUAUUCUGGGGUCUCCUGGAAACUAGAUCUUGAUCAUCUUGUUUUAUCUAACGCUUACGAUCAACCAAACAGUAUGCAAGCCGUCUCAGCUGUCGUUGCACUGGUUGGGAKGGSGAGCCACAAGCAUCCCCUAAAAUAUCUUCUUCUACUAGAUGAGGACGGUGAGAUACCUGAAAUGGAGCUACUGAGAAAUACAUCAUUAAUUACAACAAUUUCUCUUGUCUCCAACAAGGAGGGGGUUAAAGAAGAUUCCAGACUUGGAAAAUUAUCUAUUCCGGAAGGCCAGUUUGCGCUUGAAGCUGUCAAUGUUGAUAAACAAGAUUUUGUCAUCUUGGGAACUAAAGAGAGCGCACAACUUCUUGAAACAGGUUCAGCUUCUUCGCUAAGAAAGCAUUUGUCUGAAAGUGGUCAUGCCGUACUUCUAUUAGAGUCCUCAGAAAUGACCAAGGCUCUGAAAAUCCUUGACACUGCUGGAUUCAAGAAUUCUGCUGUUUCCUUUGCUGAUAAGUCUUUAAUAUGGAGCAAAGCUACGAAAAAUUCCCGGACAAAUGAGUUAGUGUCUGCCACAGCACCGACGGUCGAUCUUGUCUACUCUCCAAGACACUCUGCUUCUCCCGAGGGUUUAGCUGUAAAUUUGAAGGCAUGUGGAAUCCUGGUGACUAUUCAAACACUGGAGGGAUAUACCAAUGCGUCGACUAGCAACAAACCUAUUGUGGUUUUCAAUCCCAACGCCAACCUCAUCACAGCCGCUGACUGUGAAAAUUUCGAACAUCUCAAAAAACUCCUUGGAACCAGUUCACCUAUUCUCUGGCUGACAACGGGCGUGAAUCAGGGCCAGAAUCCAUCUGCUUCAACAGUUGCUGGCCUCCUUCGCGUCGUACGAGAGGAAAACAAAACGUCCAUUGCCUCGGUCCUGGACUACGACACAAAUACCACUUUCAAAUCUCUUGCGACAGCCAUUAUUUCUAUCUUUGCUCACGAAGAUCGUCCUCGAUAUUUCGAGUCGGAAUACUGGCUUCACAAUGGUCAGAUCCAUGUGAGUCGUGUAGUUCCCAACAACAGCCUAAACAUGCGCAUGAUCGGAUCUGCAACCAGCGACAAGCCAAUCCAGCGCCUGCUUAAACGAGGAGAAUACCUCCAAGGUGUACCGAAGUACGGAGCGCUAACAUUCAGCCAAAAUGGCCGCUUGCAACGAUCUCAAAUCGGCGUCGGCGAGGUGGACAUUCAGGUUGAAGCGCUUGAAUUCCAGAAGAAGGAUAUGCAGUCUCCUCCCUCAGAUCCACGACUCGUUUACGGUACGGUUAUUGAGGUUGGGUCUGAUGUUAAGCAAAGUCUCAAGAACAAACCGAUUAUUGCAUAUACCAGCAGUGCUUAUGACACAAUUGUCAGAGUUCAGGCUGCUGCCGCUGUAGAAUUGUCGGCUGUGCCGGAAGACGUGACCAAACUAAUUCGAUCUCUACCCACCAUCAUGCAAGCGAUGAGUGCUCUCCAAGCUGCGUCGGCAUCUGCACAAAAAAUCGUUUUCCUAAUGCCUUCAUCGGAUGCUUUGAAAACUUCAACGAUAGCAAUCUGCAGGUCACUUGGAUUCCAACUAGUCAUCAUUCAAGAUGACCCCAACUUUCGAACUACGGAUCACUUGACCACCUUUCACAGCAACGAUCUUGAGGGCAUCAAUCAAGCCUUGAAGAGAGCAGGGUCUGCUGGUGUUGUAAUAGUCGAGAAUUUCUCGAAUACAAGUCAGCGCAUUUGGAAGGACAUCCCAGCAGGUGCCAGUUUUGUCGUAUCAAGCCCGGCAUCGGACAACACGCUUGAAGCUGCMCCCGACAUUACACCAUACUAUCGCGGGGCUCGUUUCAUCGUGACAAAUGUAGCUUACAGCCUUGCACUUGAUCCGACAGUAAUAGGUGGAAACCUGCAAACAGCGAUCGCUGUUGCCACACAAGAAAACAGCGAUAUCGGCGAGAAUUCAAUGAUUACUCUGAAUCAUCUUUUAGCAUCGAGCGAGACGCUACCAGACGCAUCAGUUCUGAGUUUCAAUUACGGAAAGGAUACGAUCAGAUCUGUUGAUCCGGAGUACUCGAUCCGCUUCUCAUCCGAAGAUGCUUACCUUCUUGUUGGCUGCUUGGGUGGAUUGGGUCGAAGUCUAACGACCUGGAUGGUGGACCGAGGAGCCAAGCAUCUUAUUUUCAUUUCUCGAUCAGGCGCUGAUAAGCCGGUCGCCGCGAAACUCAUCGAAGACAUAAAGGCUGCAGCCAUUGAUGCCGUGACAAAGGGUGACGGAGCGAGAAAGAUUAAAGGUGUGGUCCAUGCAGCUAUGGUAUUGAACGACGUGAUGUUUCAUAACAUGACUCUCGACAUGUGGAAUGAUACACUCUCGCCCAAGGUUGAUGGAGCGCUGGCGCUUCAUGAGGCGCUAGCUUCGAACGGCAUUGAUGCAGAUCUUGAUUUCUUUGUCAUAACUUCGUCCAUCUCGGCCACAGCGGGACCUCCCGGCCAGACCAACUAUGCAGCUGCCAACUCCUUCCUGGAUAAUCUUGCCUGGAGCCGUAACUUGAGCGGGAAGCCUGGAACCUCUUUGGCACUGCCCAUGAUAAUAGGUGUAGGUGUCAUUGCUGAAAAGGAAAGUCAAGCCGCGCAGGCUCUGGUAACACGUCGAGGGCUUUAUGGUGACAAUGAACGAGAAAUGUUGCGAGGCUUCGGUGCAGCCAUGUCGCAACCCAGGCCAACUUUGGGUUCAGAACCACUAACUCAAGCCAAUGCGGCUAUUAUUAUGGGACUGGAUCCUACUAAGAUUGCAAGGUCAAUGCAUGCAACCCAGGAAACUGAAAACUCGGAUGUUGACUGGUUCUCUCUUGGCCGUUUCUCAGAAAUCAGAGCGCUAUCGGAGCUUUCACGCGGAGGCUCUUCCAGUUCCGCUAAUAAAAAAUCUGGCAAUGGUGCCAGCUUUGUUGAACAGCUAUCAAAUUUACACGCCAAACACGCUGAUCCGGCUGUAGCAUUAGAAUUUACCGCUCGUCACAUCAUGGCUAAAUGUAGCGCGAUCUUGAUGAUCCCCAUUGAAUCAAUGGAGCUUGACAGCAAGUCUCCAGGCGCGUACGGGUUGGAUAGUAUGAUUGGCGUUGAGCUUCGGAACUGGUUGUUCAAGGAGCUGGGUCUCAACAUCGCCUUCCAAGAUCUGCUAGCAACUACUUUGACAUUCCAAGCGUUGGCAGCUAAGGUGUUGGAAGUGCACGAGAUUGUAGUCUGA
Molecule: messenger RNA, 6957 nt
Organism: Talaromyces amestolkiae
Lineage: Eukaryota; Fungi; Ascomycota; Eurotiomycetes; Eurotiales; Trichocomaceae
Exons: 4
Coding region: 1-6957 (2318 amino acids)
Biological process (GO): fatty acid biosynthetic process; secondary metabolite biosynthetic process
Molecular function (GO): 3-oxoacyl-[acyl-carrier-protein] synthase activity; phosphopantetheine binding; fatty acid synthase activity
Source: RefSeq, a predicted model, not a curated record